UGUCCUCCUGCUUGUUUUCCAUUUCGAAUUCGAAGCAAUCAGUGAGAGGAAAGGGAUGGCCGGAGGUAACCCUCUCAAGGCCCCAUCCAACAAGCCAUCAUCUUCUUCCUCCUCUUCUCACCACCGCAAAUCUCAUCGGGAAUCCGGCAAUAACCUUGAAAACGCCGCACAAAAACCCUCCCCUUCAAAACCACCGACUAACUCCAAACCCUCCCCUUCUUCCAAACACAAACCAUCCCCAAAACUCAAUCCGAACCCUAAUCCUAACCCCUCGCCUCGCCCCAGACCCGAAAACGUGGGACCACCGCCACCUCCGGCAUAUGGUUUUCACAUGCUAGAUCGUAGAACAAUCGUUCUUGCUGAUGGUAGUGUUCGAUCCUACUUUGCUUUGCCACUGGAUUAUCAAGAUUUUACCCCGCCGCUGCCUAGACCACCGAUGCGGCCUCAGGGUCCGGAGUCAUGGUUAGGGUUUGAUCGACAAUUUCCUCAUGGACCUCCGAUCCCGGGAGGGGAUGAUCGUUAUCGACAACAGAACCAGGAUUAUUGGAAUUCUCUUGGGCUUGAAGGAUCUCGAAAGAGGAAGUAUGGUGAUGAGAGAGAUGGGGGAGAAAUUAACGAUGAGUUUGCAAGACAAAGGCAACAACUCUUGCAGUAUGGAAAUAAUUCGAAUGGAUCCUAUAUGGCGGGUCCAAGUAGCCUUGUUCAUUUGGAUGAAAUGAGGGCGGCCAAGUAUAUGAGACCUGAAGGGGGGUAUGGGAGUGUGCAGGUUAGGCAUAAUGAGAUUGAUCAAGCAAAGUUUAAAAGGGCAUUUUUGAAUUUUAUCAGGUCGAUAAACGAGAAUGCCAGCCAGAAGAAGAAAUACUUAGCAGAUGGUAAACAGGGUUCUCUUCAGUGUCUUGCAUGCGACAGGUCCUCCAAAGAUUUUCCAGAUAUGCAUAGCCUUAUCAUGCACACAUACAACCCAGAAAAAGCAACUUCUGACCAUGUUCCUGAUCAUUUGGGUUUGCACAAAGCGUUGUGCAUUUUGAUGGGCUGGAACUAUUUGAUGCCUCCUGAUAACUCAAAGGCAUAUCAGCUAUUAUCUGCCGAAGAAGCUGCUGCAGAUCGGGAUGAUUUAAUAAUGUGGCCGCCUCAUGUGAUCAUACAAAACACCAUUACAGGAAAGGGUAGAGAUGGACGUAUGGAGGGUUUAGGCAACAAAGCAAUGGACAUGAAGCUUAGAGACUUUGGAUUCAGCAGUGGCAAGUCGAAGUCAAUGUAUGGGAGAGAAGGGCACAUGGGCACAAGUGUUGUCAAAUUUGCUGGUGACCAAUCUGGUCUUAGGGAUGCCAUGAGACUUGCAGAUUUCUUCGAGAAACAGAAGCAUGGGCGCGUAUCCUGGGCGUCUGUGCAAUCGUUGUUCAGGCCAGGGAAAGACGACGAGAAAGAUCCCAACCUUGUGAAGUUGGAUAAGAAGAGUGGGCAGAAAGAGAGAAUCUUGUAUGGGUAUCUAGGAACUGUGUUUGAUAUGGAGAGCGUGGAUUUUGAUACUAGGAAAAAGGUGACGAUCGAGAGCAAGAGAGAAAGAGCUCAGGCCCAACCAAAUUGAUGAUGAAGGUACCAUGAUCAUCAUGUUGUUUUGUUGGAUAGAAACUAACAUGUGCACCAAGGUUUGGAUAGGAACUAACUGUAGAUGUUGUCUUUGGAUAUGUAGAAUGAGAUUUCAUUUGUUGGGUGUUAUUUUGAUAUGAUGGUGUACACGUUUGGUGGCAGUUUAUGUGCAUGUAGUAAGUAGUAGGUAUGGGAUCUUUCUAUAUCCAAGAUGUUUCUGGUGAUAUGAUUAUUUGAUUAUGGUGCAACUACUCCUCUCCUUCUGAAA
Molecule: messenger RNA, 1858 nt
Organism: Cynara cardunculus var. scolymus (artichoke)
Lineage: Eukaryota; Viridiplantae; Streptophyta; Magnoliopsida; Asterales; Asteraceae
Exons: 3
Coding region: 56-1588 (510 amino acids)
Biological process (GO): regulatory ncRNA-mediated gene silencing
Source: RefSeq, a predicted model, not a curated record